UUUUGCUCUCUCCGACGCGGGAAAGUUCUUGCUAGCUAGCUGUGACAUGCGAGUAAAGUUUGUUUGCUGAUGCAGUUCAUGUUUUUUUUUAACGGAUAACUAUGGACCCUUCAGAGGUCGAGUUCCUCGCUGAGAAAGAGUUGGUGAAAAUAAUACCCAAUUUCAACCUAGACAAGUUAUAUUUGAUCGGGGGGGACCUGGGACCUUUUAAUCCCGGCCUGCCACUGGAUGUCCCCUUGUGGUUGGCCCUCAAUCUCAAACAGAGACAGAAAUGUAGAGUCGUUCCACCAGACUGGAUGGAUGUUGAGAAACUUGAGGAGAUGCGAGAGCUUGAAAGGAGAGAGGCCGCCUUCACGCCCGUCCCCAGUCCUUACUACAUGGAACUGACCAAACUGCUGCUCAACCAUGCAUCUGACAACAUCCCCAAAGCAGACGAAAUCCGCACCCUCGUCAAAGACAUCUGGGACACGCGAAUAGCUAAACUCCGCCUUUCUGCAGACAGCUUCAUCAGUCAGCAGGAAGCGCAUGCUAAGCUGGACAACCUCACCCUGAUGGAGAUUAACACCAUUCGAGGGUUUCUCCUCCAUUCGCUCAACUGCAUGUACAAGCUGCGCUCCAAUCUGCAGCCGGGAUCCAGUAAAGGACAAUUUGCAGAUUAUUGAAGAAACAUAUCUCGAUUCUUCAAUCAAUAAUGAAUUAAGUAACGUUUGGACUGUAGUGUUGGAAUUCUUUUUACCCAAAUCUUCAGACUUCCAAUGACGAUGUCCUUUUCACAUGCAUCAGUUGGCUCAUUUUAUAAGCUUUACGUAAACUGUAUGGAGAAAUGUGUGCUAAAAUGUAAUAAAGUUAUUUCC
Messenger RNA from Corythoichthys intestinalis (scribbled pipefish), 854 nucleotides. RefSeq names its product GINS complex subunit 2 (gene gins2). Gene Ontology annotation, biological process: DNA replication; double-strand break repair via break-induced replication. NCBI's taxonomy places the organism in Eukaryota, Metazoa, Chordata, Actinopteri, Syngnathiformes, Syngnathidae. The coding region runs from base 102 to 662 and encodes 186 amino acids. Gene Ontology annotation, cellular component: GINS complex; nucleus. The record is from RefSeq and is a predicted model, not a curated record. The transcript is spliced from 5 exons.